Glycine soja is the source of this 2662-nucleotide messenger RNA. Its product is annotated as cell division control protein 48 homolog C. Gene Ontology annotation, molecular function: ATP binding; preribosome binding; RNA binding. Gene Ontology annotation, cellular component: nucleus. Gene Ontology annotation, biological process: ribosome biogenesis. Lineage: Eukaryota; Viridiplantae; Streptophyta; Magnoliopsida; Fabales; Fabaceae. Bases 72 to 2447 code for a protein of 791 amino acids. The record is from RefSeq and is a predicted model, not a curated record. The transcript has 10 exons.
AUGACUGCGAUUAUUGUUAGGGUUUAUCAGGUGAAGAAGAAGAAGAUAACAGAAAGAAAGGGUUUGUGAAGAUGGGAAGAAGAAACGGUGGUAGGUCCCUUCAAGAAACCCUCCGUCGCCGACUUGAGUCAUGCAAAUCCAAAUACUCCACCGCCGAAGAAUUCGCCAACCAUCUCCGUUCAACUUAUCCCGAUUACCACCGAACCAAGCACCAAACCCUAAUUCGAUUUGUUCAGGAAGCUCUUCAUUCCACCGCCAAGCUUAAUCACACUCCCACACCCAAGCACUGCGACGGCGACGACGAUGACGACGAAGAAGGAGAGGCUCAAAGCGCGUCUCGAAAGCGGCGGAAGAAAAUCGAUGGGAGUGAAGAGAGAUUGCAGAGGAUGGAAGCGUUACACGUCCGAAGCAAGGUGCAGAGAUCUUCCUCAUCGUCCUCUGCUUCGGAGAGCGACGAUGAAGAUGAAGAAGAAACCGUGUCGACUUCGGAGGACGCAAUUUACGGGGAGAAGGUGGAGCCUGAGUUUGAUUUGAUGAAGACAAUGCUGCGAAAGUCGUAUACGCCGAAGAAGGUUGCCGCGGAGGAAAAAAACGUUGAAUUGGAGGUGGGGAAUAGCAGUAAGGACACUCUUGUGAACGAGGAAAGGAAGGAAGUGAAGGGCUCAAGUUCGGGUUCGGUUUCGAACAGGAAGGACGGACCGAGGUUUAAGGAUUUGGGUGGGAUGAAGGAGGUUUUGGAGGAACUGAAGAUGGAAGUGAUCGUGCCUUUGUUCCACCCCCAAUUGCCAAGACAGUUGGGAGUGAGACCAAUGGCUGGCAUUUUGUUGCAUGGACCACCUGGCUGUGGGAAGACUAAACUUGCUCAUGCCAUAGCUCAUGAGACUGGUCUUCCUUUCUAUCAGAUUUCAGCUACUGAGGUGGUUUCUGGAGUUUCAGGUGCAUCUGAAGAAAAUAUUAGAGAGCUUUUUGCUAAAGCGUACAGGUCUGCGCCUGCUAUUGUCUUUAUUGACGAGAUUGAUGCAAUUGCAUCUAAAAGAGAGAAUUUGCAGCGUGAGAUGGAGAAACGUAUUGUGACGCAAUUAAUGACUUGCAUGGAUCAAUCAAAUAGGCUUCUUCAACCAGCGGAUGAUGUGGAGAGUUCUGGUGAUGAUCAUCAUCCUGGCUAUGUUCUUGUAAUUGGAGCUACUAAUAGGCCUGAUGCUGUUGACCCUGCCCUAAGAAGGCCCGGCCGGUUUGAUCGUGAGAUUAUCAUUGGCAAUCCCGAUGAAUCUGCCAGGGAGGAGAUCCUUUCUGUGCUCACUUGCGAUCUUAGACUUGAGGGUUUAUUUGAUCUACGGAAAAUAGCCAGGGCUACAUCAGGAUUCGUUGGUGCUGAUUUGGCGGCUCUGGUUGACAAGGCUGGUAAUCUUGCUAUGAAGAGAAUAAUUGAUGAAAGGAAACGUGAAUUAUCUCAAGAUCUCACGAGUGAGCAUGCUGAAGACUGGUGGAGGGAACCUUGGUCGGUUGAAGAAAUAAACAAGCUUGCCAUCAAAAUGUCCGAUUUCGAGGAAGCAGCUAAUAAGGUGCAACCUUCAUUAAGAAGAGAAGGGUUCUCUUCCAUUCCUAAUGUAAAAUGGGACGACGUUGGAGGGCUUGAUCUUUUAAGAAAGGAGUUUGAACGUUACAUUGUAAGACGUAUAAAAUAUCCUGAAGAUUAUGAGGAGCUUGGGGUGGAUCUCGAGACGGGAUUUUUGCUUUAUGGACCUCCUGGGUGUGGUAAAACACUGAUUGCCAAAGCUGUUGCCAAUGAGGCAGGGGCUACUUUUAUUCAUAUUAAGGGACCUGAACUUUUAAAUAAAUAUGUUGGAGAAAGUGAGCUUGCAGUUCGUACAAUGUUUAGCCGUGCAAGGACAUGUGCGCCUUGCAUACUUUUUUUUGAUGAGAUUGAUGCUUUGACAACCAAACGUGGUAAAGAAGGUGGUUGGGUUGUUGAACGACUAUUGAACCAGUUGCUUGUUGAGUUAGAUGGCGCUGAACAACGAAAAGGUGUUUUUGUGAUUGGUGCUACAAAUAGGCCUGAGGUGAUGGAUCGUGCUGUCCUACGGCCCGGAAGGUUUGGUAAACUUCUUUAUGUUCCACUUCCAAGCCCAGAUGAACGAGUUUUGAUAUUGAAAGCUCUUGCAAGGAAGAAGGCUGUUGAUGCCUCUGUGGAUUUGAGUGCCAUAGCAAAAAUGGAAGCUUGUGAAAACCUAAGUGGCGCAGAUCUUGCUGCAUUGAUGAAUGAAGCAGCAAUGGCUGCUCUUGAAGAGAGAUUGACCUCUAUUGAGACAACUUGUGAUACAUUGACCAUCAAGAGGACCAUCAAGAGGCACCAUUUUGAGGUAGCACUGAGUAAAGUGUCUCCGUCUGUGUCAGACAGGCAAAAGCAGUAUUAUCAGCAUUUGUCAGAGGGCUUUAAAGCAGCAUGAGCAGCAUGACAUUCACUUUGUUAUUUUAGCAGGUGUCGACAUUCCUUUAAAGAAUGGGGUGAAAGAAAUCAUUUAUAUGAGCGUCAAGUAUUUAGAGUAUUUGCUUUUGUAAUGAGAUGUACAUGUUUCCUGCAGUCAGGACAUAAUUUUUGGCAAAUGGUUAUAAUUUAUGGUUCACUUUAUCCAAUAAUAUUGUUCCAAAUUUUUUGUUAACA